Messenger RNA from Pteronotus mesoamericanus, 939 nucleotides. Its product is annotated as olfactory receptor 6C3. Gene Ontology annotation, biological process: G protein-coupled receptor signaling pathway. Bases 1 to 939 code for a protein of 312 amino acids. Gene Ontology annotation, molecular function: olfactory receptor activity; G protein-coupled receptor activity. The transcript has a single exon. Gene Ontology annotation, cellular component: membrane. Lineage: Eukaryota; Metazoa; Chordata; Mammalia; Chiroptera; Mormoopidae. The record is from RefSeq and is a predicted model, not a curated record.
AUGGGAAACCAUACAGUACCCACAGAAUUCAUUCUUCUGGGACUAUCAGAUGAUCCAGGACUUCAGACUGUUAUUUUUCUCUUUUUAAUCAUCACAUAUAUAUUAAGUGUCUCUGGAAAUCUGACCAUUGUCAUACUCACCUUGGUGGAUUCUCAUCUACAGACCCCUAUGUAUUUCUUCCUCAGGAACUUCUCUGUAUUAGAAAUAUCCUUUACAACUGUCUGUAUUCCUAGAUUUUUGGGCACAAUUAUCACCAAAGACAACACAAUUUCAUACAAUAAUUGCAUGGCUCAACUGUUUUUCUUCAUCUUCAUGGGUACAACUGAAUUUUAUCUUCUAACCGCUAUGUCUUAUGAUCGCUAUGUAGCCAUCUGCAAACCCCUGCAUUACACAACCAUCAUGAAUAAAAGAGUCUGCAUAUUGCUUGUCCUUUGUUCUUGGGUGACAGGCUUCUUAAAUAUUUUCCCACCAGUUAUUCUUUUUCUCCAAUUAGAUUACUGUGGCUCCAUUGUCAUUGAUCACUUUGCCUGUGACUAUUUUCCCCUCUUGCAAUUGUCCUGCUCAGACACCUGGCUUCUGGAAGUGAUUGGUUUUUAUUCUGCAACAGUGAUUCUGCUUUUCACUUUGGCAUUAAUAAUUCUAUCCUACAUGUUCAUCAUUAGGACAAUUCUAAAACUGCCUUCUGCCAGCCAGAGAAAGAAGGCACUUUCUACAUGCUCCUCUCACAUGAUUGUCAUUUCCAUCUCCUAUGGAAGCUGCAUAUUCAUGUAUGCCAACCCUUCAGCAAAAGAAAAGGCAUCAUUGACCAAAGGAGUAGCUAUUCUGAAUACUUCUGUUGCUCCUAUGAUGAAUCCAUUUAUAUAUACCUUGAGGAACCAGCAAGUGAAGCAAGCUUUUCAGGAUGCUAUUCAAAAGGUUACCUUUUUCUCUGGUAAAUGA